AUGGGAUGCAUUUUUCGAGCUCGAAUCAAUCAGCUGUGGUCGGUGUGGUAUACGAUUGCAAUACUUCUACUGCAGACCUACCUUUUAUAUCUGGGCUUCGAACGGUAUCGCCUCUAUUCGGAGAUGAAAUGGCCACAUGGUGCAUAUCCACGUAUUUGGUUGAGUGUUUAUGUGAUAUUGUAUUCGGUUUGUAUACCAGCAUUAUUGCUCUUUGCUGCAUUCGGUAUUUUUAAAUCGGGCAAUAUUGCUGGUGAUAAUGAUCGAUUGGGAGCACGCAUUGAUCGUAUCAUUGAAAUGUCCACUAAAUCCAAUUCGGCAAUGUGGCGAGUCGAUGAUGCGUUCUGCGCCACCAUGCAAGUACUUUGUCAAGAACGUGCAAUAUCUGCUGAUUCGAAGGCUGGCAUGCGAGCCUUCUCAAGAGGAUGUUCACCGCUGCGGAAAUUGAAAUCGAUUUGGCAACAUUCACCUCCGUUACCGCAACAAAUUCAUCUCUUGAUGGCAUUAUUGCAGUUAUUUGCCCAACAAAUUAUGUUAGCGCAGCUCUAUCGAUAUGGCUUUAUUAAUUCUGGCGAUUUUUUGAACACCGAAUUGGAUUUUGUGUAUCAACGUGCACGACAGUUAGCAACAAAUUUACCGAUGCUCGAUACUCGAUUGCAAGGAUUUCGAAUCUCAGCUCAUGAUCUCGCUGGAACACCGAUCGGCCCAAAUCUUCUGCCAAGACAGUAUCUUAGCUCGUCAAAGCCACUAAAAAUAUAUCAUCCACUUGCCAUAAUUGCCACCUAUGUAACCACGAUGGUGCUUAUCAAUAUCGCUCCUAUAGCACUUUACACUUACGGGUACAACAAGUAUUUUGUGAAUCUGAUGGCGUUACAGUAUAAGAACAGUGCACGAAAUCAAGGCACUAGCGUCAAUGGUCCUCCGAGUGAAUAUUCUGAAUAUCGACGUCGAAGUUAUCAGAGGUCACCAGCUGCGAAACUUUGUUGUGACGGCUAUGCACCACACAUUAUUGCGAUCGUAUUGCUCGUACUAAUAGUCAUCGUUAAAGCACCUACUAUUUAUGCAUUGAUGGUACUCUAUCAGCAUGAAGAAAAGUCGCUAUUGCUCUCAUGUAUUGUUAUUGAUAUAACCUACCUCUUUACGUGGAUUAUAUUUUGGCUUAUUUUAACGUUGAAACGAGAUUGGAAUUUCAAAGUUGUACAUCAAAUGCGUGAGAUUAUCGCUUUACAGAACGCUCAUAAAAUGUUGGGUGCAGCAACGGGAUCAGUGUGCGAUAAAAAUCCAUCCGAGCUCAAAAACGCCGUUCUUUUGAUGCAUGGUGAUCAGAUGUACAUAACGGAUGAUCCAGUUGCUAAACAGUCUGUUCUACGGCAUGCUCAGAAGAGCGGAAUGGAUGGAUCGGCAUGCACGGAUGAAGUUUACUGGUUAAAAACAAAUGGUGCACAGUCACCAACAACAAGGAAAAUUCCUUUGAAUGAAAACAAUAAAGGUACACCAGAGAUGAAUCGCUUGUUGGGUGGCAACGCUGCUGCUGCUGCUAUAAGACGCCAAAGUGCCGAUGACAAUAUCUCAACACCAGCCGACGCGUACCAUUCGAUACGACGCACUCCAGCUUCACAAACCAAUUCGCAGUCAGCCAUAGCCCAACCACUGUAUGGUAAUACAGAGGGCAGUCCACAUGAAGAACGAACUUCGGCUAGUACUUUCGGCACCCUGCAGCGCAAUCAACGAGUGGAGUAUGUCGCAACGUUGAAUAGACCAACCAUGACAGCCGUACAACAGCGACCAGUUGCAGGUCAGCAGCAGAACUCGAUGAAUAUGAGUGCCCUGACAGCAUCCGAUUAUGGUCGUGGUCAAAUAGCGCAUCAUCAGUCAGAAGCAUACGCAUCAAUCCAUAAGAGUAGUCCCAGAGGAGUAGCACCUGUGCAGCAACUGAAUGAUUCAGCCGCGUUGACAGUACAACGUCGCGGAUCAGCGCCACGAGAUGAUUCAGCUGAUAAUUCAACAUACUCAAAUCUAGGUGCUUCUUAUGCGAGCACUUAUUCUGCCUACGGUCAUAUACCACCAUCUCAGACAAGAGCUCUUCAAAACCAACAGAUAAGUCAGCAAGCGGCAGCUAUAGCGGGUGCAAGGAACGCAAAUAAUGCAUAUGGAAUGCAACAGAAGUUCCAAGUGAGCGUAUCACAACGACUACCUACUGACGGCAUUAUGGUAGCACCGUCAUCGAUGGGCUCUGUGAGAGCGAGUCCUCUAAUAGGUGAAGAUCGUAUCACAAAUGCACGUUCAACUGCUACUAGCAGGGAACAAUCACCAUAUCAACGUUCGACCAACUUGAAACUAUCGUCGUUCAACAGUGCGAUGAAUACGAGCAGUACAGAUGCGCAAAAGCAUGUUGCUGCGCAUAGUACACUGCCGAUCGCAUGGUCACAGCAGCAACGAGCGCAAAUGGCACAAAAUUCUGCGCAAUCGCAGACGGUUCAAUGGGCCAGCAAUUCUGCUUACAAUAAGGCUUCUUCAAUAUCAACAAGUAGCAGUCAAGCAGAUCAAUGCUUCACACCCACAUCAACAUUAACCAGUCAAGGUAGUGUGAGCAAUUACUCCUCUCAACACACACCCACUCCUGGCUCUCCAAAUUUGGGACCGUCACAUUCUAAUGCUCUUUAUGGUACGCAUACACCGUCGUCAUCUGCCAGUAAUGCUCGUCACGCUGUUACAGUCGCAAAUGCCAACAUUUACGGUAAUAUUGGUGAUGAAUCAAAUAACACAGAGUCAACUUACGGUACGAUUACGUCUGCAGAUCGACUCGUGUCAAGCACAAAUGCUUCUUCGCAACCACCUCCCGUUGCACAAAAACCCCUGCGGAGUGCUGCAGUUGCGACGGGUAGUACAUCAAUUCGACAUCAGGUUAAGAUGGUUACAUCAAAUGCGAAUGCGAAGGUGACCAGUUCACGUCAAGACGAUUCAGCCAAUUAUAGCCUCACAUCCAGCUAUGAAUCGGCCGAGAAUCCGCGUCAAGGCAAUAUGUUAGCGCAGACGACGGCUGAGUACGCGACGAGUAUUGUUUGA
Messenger RNA from Anisakis simplex (herring worm), 3063 nucleotides. NCBI's taxonomy places the organism in Eukaryota, Metazoa, Nematoda, Chromadorea, Rhabditida, Anisakidae. The record is from the annotation of a GenBank genome assembly.